CACACACUCAUCCAUCCAACUCUGCCUCUCCUGCCCAAUUCAACGUUUACCCCGUUGACACAUUCAGCAAUGGCCUCAUCACCUCUUGGAUCUUUCGACCCUUUCGCCACCCACCCCUUCACCAACGGCUCUGGCAUCAUCCCACAAGCGCCCUACCCAUCCCAGUACCCUAUGCAAUUCGCGUCUGCCCAACGCCAAAGCCAAACCUACUAUCCCUCUUCUCCCCCGACGCAUUACUCUUCCUACGCACCCUCGUCAACGAGUAGCGGCGCGUCAACGCCCUCCACAUCACCCUCGACGCCUCUCUACUCUCCCCGGCCCCACCGCGCCUCUCCAUCCAACGCCAAACCCAUCUUCGUCCCCUUCCAGCGUAGCGAUGCGUCCUCGCCAGAACUGGUGCUCAAGAAGAAAGUUCCCUACAUGACCAACACCAUGGUUGUCGGGAAGUAGUCGGGGUAUCCUUCCCCGCACUCUCGACGGAAACACCUCUGUCGAAAGUGUUUGUUAUCUGUGAUCUUCGCUUUCGGGCUAGCCCAUCUUUAUGCAUCACCCUAUCUAUUUUCUGCGCGUGACGACCGACACCGAUUGACCAUGAUUGCCAUGGAUGUCGGUUUGCUCACCGCGGUCAGAAUGACUGCUGUGAUCCAUACCCAUCCUCACUGCUUCUACCGACCACCAACCCCAACCACCUCGCCACUCACCCACACACCCGUUCCCAUCGACCCACUAGCCAAGGAAGAAUUUUUUCUAGCUCAUGUUCUGAAUGUGGAGAGCCGCUGAGCAACGCAUGGGCACCUUCCGGUAUACGCAUGGUCGGGGGUCCUCACACCAUGGCACGGCGGGAUCGCAAUCAACAGAUUUUGCCGACGUGACCAUGCCGACGCAUUUGUCAGGCUGCUUUCCAUGCCGGGUGACUACAUAAACUCGGAUCUACCGAGACCACAGAACUGUUCGUCGCCGAGGGAUGGUUUUCACCGUUCCGCGUAGGCCAUCCCCUCAUCCAAGUACCCUCUCCGG
Coprinopsis cinerea okayama7#130 is the source of this 1017-nucleotide messenger RNA. RefSeq lists its product as hypothetical. NCBI's taxonomy places the organism in Eukaryota, Fungi, Basidiomycota, Agaricomycetes, Agaricales, Psathyrellaceae. The record is from RefSeq and is a predicted model, not a curated record. Bases 70 to 450 code for a protein of 126 amino acids. The transcript has 2 exons.